UUAUUAUGAAAUAGCAAUGAAACAUUCAAGUGGCUGUUUAGUUGACCCAUAUCUGAAGACAGAUCUCAAACCUCUUAGAAUAAUAUUAUUUUCAAGCCGCUUACUUUCUUUCGUCAGUUUAUCAAAGUGUUUUCCUUGACGCCCUGCCAGCCCCUCAGUGCCUAUUUUUGUGCAAACCUGUCCCCCCAGACUUUAAAUAAUAAAAUGAACGGGAAGGGGAUUUUACUGUCUGGUUCAUUUUAGCUCAUGUGAAACUUUUUGUACACUGCCCUGAACUUGUAGAAUAAAGUGAAAUUCCUGAAAGCGACCUUACAGUAUACAGACCUUGCAGUAAACACUUUUAAAAGUGUUUGGCAUUUACUGGAGCUAGUUCAGUCUCCAGCUUUACUGUGAGUGCUGCAGAAAAAGAGACAUUCCAAUAGAGAGAAAAGUUUAUGAAAAUGGUGGCUACUGGAUUAAGGAAAAAGAAAUGAAGAAAUAUCCGCAGUUGAGAAAGAGGAUGCAGUUUUGCAGGAAUUGAGUGGAACAGAUGUAGUUUUUACUGGACCCACAGGGGAGCAGAUCAUUGUUGAGCAAUAUCUUUGGCCACUCUCCAAGGGAACUGGUACAAAGUGCAGUCUCAGGGUUCUUAGGGGAGGUCUUGUAAUUUCAAAAAGGCAAAGCUUGAUGAUUUGAAAAUAUUGCUUGUAUUUUACUGUUGUGGAUCAGUACAGACCGUUAUCAAGAGAACAGUAAAUACCUACAAAUAAAACCCCUCUUGAAGGAAGUGCCCUAUGAUGUGGAAGCUUGACGUUUUGGAGCAUCAGUCCAGAGCAGAGGGGUCUUCAGAACCUGGUCUCGCAUUGAGUGACAACCUCCAACUCUUUUUGAAUGCAGAGGCUGGCCCUUCUGGGAUUAAUACAGAGAUGAAAAAAACAGGCCAAGUCUUUGCUCAGCCCCAGACAUGGAGCAGGGCUGCGAAGGAUCAAAAUCAACAGGGAGACGUGAAGGAGGAAAAAAUAUCCCUGCAGCCGGUGAGGCGAGGAAUGAGUUGGGCAGGCCCCGAGCCAGGACCUGAACACUGGAACUCAAAGAACCUUGGCCAAAGGAGGGAGAGGCCUAUCUGCCAUCUUUCAGACUCGGAGCUACCUCUGGAAGGGGAAUUGGGAGGAGCAGGCAGCGCUUCAGACUGGGAGAGGUCAGGAGAGGAGUGGAGGGUGGUGAAAGUGAAGCCGGUGAUGAUCACCAGCGCCACGCCACAGGCCAGGAAAACAAAUCUUUCCAGAAGCGCUAGCUUCUCAGAAAAAGAGCUGAAGGAAGCAAGAGACAGGAGUCAGAUAAUAGCUGCCCAACUGACCACCCCACCCAACACCAACUCCAGAGGGGUGCAACUCUUCAACAGACGCAAACAGCGGGUGAACGCCUUCACCCUUGUCAGCUUUGGCAAAGGAGCCGGACAGGGACCUCUUGACAAAGACACCAAAACAUGUGAGGGAACGUUCACUGAUAAACAGAACCCAGAGCCAAGCAGCAGCUGCACCUCAAAGUCCCUUAAGUGCAGGUCAGUGUAUCCGAGACACAGUAAUACCGGAGACAAGAUCAUGGAGGAGCAAGUUGAGAGCAUCCUUGAAGCGGACACAGACUACAGUAGUGUAGAAAUUCCUGAGGUGCACGUUAGGAACGAGCUGGCUGAAGAGCUGAGAUCUGAGGCUGUUGCAGUGGCUUCGACCCAGGAGCUGAAAGAAGAGCCUUCAAGUGAGAUUUUCAACUAUACUAGGAAGGAUCAGCCAACCCACGAUCUUCUGGAAGCUGAGGAAAAUGGGCCAAGCUAUUUGGUCAUAACUGGCAAAGUCCAAAACAAAAUUCCAAGUGCAGAAAGCAGUAGAGAAAUCUCAGUGUCCCUGAGUAAACAACCACCCAGUAUAGUCAACAGAACAGCAAGACCGUUCGGGUCUCCUGCCUUGGUAAAUGUGCGAGAGACAAGAAGUCCUGUGUCUCCACCACCAGUCCUUCCAAUUCCUCAGACACCAUCAUUUCCAAAUCCUCCGCCAGUGUCCCGCAUCAUCUCUUCAUCUCCUUCUCCUUAUGUGCCACUAUGUGCGGCAAGCGCAGACCAAAGACCAGCCUAUGAGCCAUGGUAUAGCAAUGAAGAGAGACCGCAGGUGGCCGUGCAAAAGACUGGCAUACUGGAAGAAGGUAAAACACGGAGGGCAUCCAGGAAAUCUAUGUUCACGUUUCAAGAGAAGCCCAAGGUCAAUCCAAACCCUGAGUUGCUGUCCCUGGUGCAAGGUGUAGAUGAGAAGAAAAAGCACCAACAGCCAGGAGAGCAGACACACGACGAGGAACUUCUAGCCCUAGGGGCCGAAGCAUCAAACUUCCUGACUAAAGAAAAUUCAGAGGACUCCAAGGCACCUGAAUGGUCAUCGUGCUUGAAGAGCUCUGGAUCAAGGGUUAGGUCUGAACCCAAGCCAGCUCAGGGGCUGACCAAUGUUGCAGGGAAAGGGGCAGAGCUGUUUGCCAAACGUCAGUCCAGAAUGGAAAAGUAUGUGGUAGAAUCCCCACCAGUUAUAGGAGGUGCUCUGAGGUCCCCCUCCCCAACCAUGUCCCUACCUCCUUCUUGGACAUUUGCAUCUAAUGUGCCAGGGCGGGUGAGAGCCAUGGCUGACUCUGCUAACAUCACUGCUAAUUCUUCUAGGAACUCCAAACAGCAACCAUCUGGUUCCUUUCCAGAUCAAGAAAUCCCAGUCAUUGAAAACGGAAGCUCCAAGAAAGAGAUGGACAUUGCAAAGCACCAGCCUUAUCAGCUGAACUCCUCUCUCUUCAACUUCUCCCCAAGCAAAGACCCCGUGAGGUCCUUACCUAGGGCUGCACCACCUCCCAAACCCAUGGUCUUAGACAGAGCCUAUACCAGACAGAGCUCCCUCCCCUUCUCCCCUCCUCCUGUAUCCCCACUGUUCGACAGUCCAACACCCUUCAGAGCCACCAAGUGCCUUUCCUCUCAGGAGCCACCAAGCCCAGUCAAUGGACUAGGAAAACAGUUCAGACCAAGCCUUGGAGCUCCUCUGGAGAUGGCCAAGGCUCCUCCAGCCUCCCCAGCUUCAUCUCUGCAGCCGGGCAGUGUCUCCUCACCACGCCCUGGCAUCCUGGCUCCGAGACCCACAUUCUGUGCCAAGAAGGCAGGGAUCGAACCCCAGGUCCAGAAGGAGUCCCUCUCAGUUGCUAGUACCUGGACACCCCAUCAGUCAAGACCCCUGAGCAGCCCGGACAGAGGUACAGGUGUGUCAAAGGCACAGCCAGCUGCUGAAGUCCCUGUGUCCUCCCCACGGGCUCGCUAUCCAUCGUCAGGCUCGUCUCCUCUCUCCCCUCCCUGGGAUCAGCGGAGCCAGUCCUCCAUCGGCCAGGACAUCAAAGCCAGUCGGCGCAUGCUAGCCAAGAACAUCAUCAACGCUGCCAGGAGGAAGAACACCACAUCACCUGGGGGAUUGGAUGGGCGAGGUGUGUCCAUGUCUCCUACGAGCGUCUCCUUCUUACACCAUGGACUGGAGCCCCCUAGCCCCUUGUCCUUUCAAGCCAGGACAUUGGUAAACCAGUCUCCAACAUUCCGGAGUCCCCCAGAGACCCCCACCAGGAUAAUCAGGUCGCCCGUGCGUUUGUACCCCACCCGGUCGCUGACGGAUUCAGAUGCAUCGGGGGAUUCCGAAGACUCUGGGUUGAGAUCACCCAGCUCCGGCCUGAAGUCCCCGGGUGCCCGGAGCUACAACACCUGCCCCCGAGGCUGGAGCGGAAGCCUACAGCUAAAGAGGGCCGGCAUCUCUGCAGAACUGUGAAACAGCAGAGCUCCAGGGCGACUCCUAUAGGACAGGCUGCUGGCAAGUGCUUUCAUUGGCAAAACAGCUUCACUGGGAACCAUUCCAUUGACCAAAACAAAGAGGGCACCAAUAGAUUGCACUCUGUUGAACUAAACGAACGCAACAUUCCUUAGGAAAUUUUCAGCGACCAAAGAUAACUGUGUUUUGUCAAAAGUGGAAUUUGUUAGUCCCAGAGUCCUAAAGAUGUAUUGGAAUUUUGAAAUGUGUUACUUUUUUUCCCUAAUUAUUAUUCCUCUUUGUUUUCAUUUUGUUUUGUUUUCGUAGCCAUUAAAACAUUUUUCACCAGUAGAGGAAAGACACCCAGAGGAUUUAUUUAUGUAACCCAAGAAGAUAAUGUUGAGAAUUGUAUCUAUAUGCCCCAGUUUAGCACUUUUGCUAAUAAAUCUGGAGCCGGCCUGAAUGAUUUUGGAAGAGCUAGAAGGACAGCGCUCAAUGCUCACAGAAAUAGAUGGGCUGUCAUUUGAUGCUGGAUAUCACUUGAAAUUAACACAGUCAAGCAGUUAGUAUCCACUCUAGAUACUCAAGACACAGGAAAGGCUGCAAUCAGUCAAACAUUUGGAUCCUGUUUUUUGGAGAACACAAUUGCACUUUGAUGUUUUGCUCUUUUAUUUUUAGUGGCUCUUUAGACCUCAAAGUGGAGUUAAUGAUAACUGAACCGAGUCACUUACUAAAUUAAAUUUGUUUGGUUUGUGAAUUUGCGAAACAAACACCCAACAGCAUCCAGUUUAAGAAAAAUGCAUAGCCAAUGUUCAGCUGUUGCAAACAACACGUUUGAUCUUAGAGGCUGAAGACAAAGCAAUACUACAAUGUGACAUUUAUGUACAUGUUCUGUGUCAACUGAGAGGGACUUUGAUAGCAGAUUGAAAGUCUGGAAUCAGGCUGUUUGAAAACUGAAGUCAGCCUUAUGUGAAGUGAAUGUAAUGUUAGUGUUUUGAUUAGCAAAAGGUCAGCGAUUAUAAAUUGGACCCACAAAGAGGCAGAGAGGAGGUUGUGAUGUUACAUUGGACUGCUCAAGAAGAGUCAGAGGGGGUUGCGAUGUCAUAAAGGACUGCUCAAGAAGAGGCAGAGACUAGAGGAGGUUGUGAUGUCACACUGGACUGCUCAAGAAGAGGCAGAGACUAUAGGAGACUAUGAUGUCACAAAGGACUGCUCAAGAAGAGGCAGAGACUAGAGGAGGCUGUGAUGUCACAAAGGACCUCAAGAAGUUCACAAUAGUUCUGGUUCAUAUAUCAUGCAGUAGAACAGCUUUUAUACACAGCAGAUCUUGUUGAGAAAUAGUUUCAAUAGACCAAUUCAAUGUCAGGUUUGGAUGGCAUCAUUUAACUACAGGCUGGAUAGUAUAACAACAAAACCAGGCAGUUAUCGACAUGCAGUUGUCUUAACAUCAGGCAUUACACAUAUAUCUUCUUGCCUACGUAUAUUUUUUCAUGAUUCUAAAUCAUUAUUAUUCACUUUUGCUUCUGCAAACACAUUUUAUUUCAGUUUUACCAAAUAGUCAUUUCAAAUUGCAAUGUUCCUGAAACAAAAGACCUAAAUUACAAAAUGACAUUUCUAAUUUUAAAAUACUGUUUCUGUUGGUCCUUAAACAUGUAUUUGUUUAAUAUUUUCAG
Polyodon spathula (Mississippi paddlefish) is the source of this 5458-nucleotide messenger RNA. RefSeq names its product synaptopodin 2-like protein. Gene Ontology annotation, biological process: positive regulation of actin filament bundle assembly. The transcript is spliced from 3 exons. The record is from RefSeq and is a predicted model, not a curated record. Gene Ontology annotation, molecular function: actin binding. Lineage: Eukaryota; Metazoa; Chordata; Actinopteri; Acipenseriformes; Polyodontidae. Gene Ontology annotation, cellular component: actin cytoskeleton; Z disc; nucleus. The coding region runs from base 774 to 3806 and encodes 1010 amino acids.